UGUUAAUUUGUUGGUGAGAAAGUGGUAAUAUAAAUUUAUUUAUUUUUGCUUCCUUGAAUAUAGAUAUGCUUCAAUGGCUACUUCUUCAUCAUGUUCCUCGUUGAAACAACACUUCCUUGUGUUUCUCAUUGUAAUAAUAAGCAGCAUUAUUAAUUCACCAGUAAAUGGAUGUUUCACAUCGAUUUUCAGCUUUGGUGAUUCAUUAACUGAUACAGGCAAUUUACUUGAGCUUUCAAUUUCAGAAUCCACCAAACCUCCUCAUUCUGCUUUUCUUCCCUAUGGCUGCACCUUCUUUCACCGUCCCACCGGCCGAUUCUGCGAUGGCCGCUUGGUUAUAGAUUUCCUCGCUGAAGCUUUGGGAUUUUCCUUUUUACCACCAUUUUAUGGAUCUAAAAGUGGAAAAUGGGAGAAAUUCCGACAGGGAGCGAAUUUUGCAGUGGCGGGUGCUACUGCACUGAAUUCGUCGUUUCUUGCUGAACAAGGAAUCCACAGUGUCUCAACCAACAUUUCUUUGGGAGUUGAAGUGAAUUCCUUCAAACAUUUAUUGCCAUCUCUUUGCUCAUCUUCUUCAAAUUGCAAAAAGCUCCUAAGGAAGUCCUUGAUUGUGAUGGGAGAGGUUGGAGGAAAUGAUUACAAUCAUGCAUUCAAGCAAGGGAAAAACAUUGAGAAUAUCCGACGACUUGUCCCUCUUGUUGUUGAUAUCAUAUCUUUAUCAAUCAAGGAGUUGAUCGAGUUAGGGGCAGUGACAUUUUUGGUCCCCGGAAACUUUCCUAUUGGAUGCUCCCCAUCUUUGCUGACAAGUUUUCAUGGUUCAGAAAAGGAUCAAUAUGAUCCCUUAACUGGUUGUCUAACAUGGUUGAACCAAUUCUCUCAACACCACAAUGAAUUACUUCGAAAAGAACUCGAAAAUAUCCGAAACCUUCAUCCCCAAAUCAACAUUAUAUAUGUUGAUUAUUACAAAGCUUCAACACCGUUUUACCAGUCUCCGAAAAACUAUGGAUUUAAAGAAACUUUGAAGGCAUGUUGUGGAAUUGGAGGUCUCUAUAAUUACGAUCCUUUGAUAUAUUGUGGUUAUCCGCCAUUAAAACAAUGCUGCAACGACCCUUCUUCGUAUAUUAGCUGGGAUGGGAUUCAUUUUACAGAAGUUGUCAACAAAUGGCUUGCCCAUACUGUAUUUGAAGAAUUGAUGAACACCAUUCCUAGAUUAGGGAGCUUGUGUCCCUUAUCUACCGUAAACAAACUGAGAAUUCUAUAUCCAAUGUUUGGGGUCUAAACUGUAAUAAGUAUAUAAAUUGUUUGUCGAAUUAAUUCACUCAAGCUUAACUCAAUAAACUCAAUUAACUAAAAAAGUUACAAUUCGAUCAUUAAA
Molecule: messenger RNA, 1369 nt
Organism: Gossypium raimondii (Peruvian cotton)
Lineage: Eukaryota; Viridiplantae; Streptophyta; Magnoliopsida; Malvales; Malvaceae
Product: GDSL esterase/lipase At1g28610
Exons: 5
Coding region: 74-1273 (399 amino acids)
Molecular function (GO): hydrolase activity, acting on ester bonds
Source: RefSeq, a predicted model, not a curated record